Arachis duranensis is the source of this 1059-nucleotide messenger RNA. RefSeq lists its product as uncharacterized. The coding region runs from base 1 to 1059 and encodes 352 amino acids. The transcript is spliced from 2 exons. The record is from RefSeq and is a predicted model, not a curated record. NCBI's taxonomy places the organism in Eukaryota, Viridiplantae, Streptophyta, Magnoliopsida, Fabales, Fabaceae.
AUGGUACAUUGUCUAAUAAGGGGUGGAAGCAUCAAUGUGCAUGAAAUUAUAGCUGAAGGAAUUCAAGAAUCAGCCGAGAAGAAAGACUCGGGUGCUAGACUUUGGUACCCCAGCACCAUCCUUAGAUUAUGCAUGAAAGCUAAGAUUGUCUUUGAAGAUAGCAAUCCAACUUGGGUAGGUCUUGGGAGAUCACAUACACUCCAACGCAUAACCCAUGUGACUCCAGCUCAACAGCAGAAAAGACCCCAUCUAAGGAAAAGGACAACAGAAGAAGCACAAGAGGAAGGACCUAUCCAAGAAGAAACCCAACCAACAGAACAUCAUCAAGAAGGGUAUUAUGACCCAACCAACAUCAAUUUGGGUCAUAUACGAGGAGCCAUUGACAAUUUAUCAAGAAUAUACAUGGAAGGACAAGAACAACAACUGCAAUUUCAAUCUCAGAGAAUAGAUCGUCAAGAGGAAAUGCUAACAAAUUGGAUGAAUCAACAAAGGGAAUGGCAGAAACAGUUAAUGGAGCAGCAACAAGAGCACUACUCCCAGUUCACUCAAGCCAUCAGUCAAGUGUCUGAAAGGCAAGAAAGCCAAGAUAAACACCUUCAGGAACUCAAUCAACGCCAGAUGAAUCAGAUGAAGGCAUUCAACGAAUUAAGUGUGCUCAAUGAAGGAAGGCAACUGCAUCGAGAAGAAUUUAGCGUUAACACUCAGGCAAGGUUAAACUAUAUGACUGAGCAUAUGCAUCACUUGCACCCCGACAUCCCAAGCUAUGAGGAAGUUCGCAAGAACUUAACAGAACAAGAAGAGGGGAAGGUGAAACAGCAAAAGGAAGCAUUGAAGAAGAAGAUGGAGGAUGCCGGUUUCUGGAAAAAGCUGAUGGGGAAGCGUAAAGGGAAUGGAGACCCAAGUAAUCAAGGAGAAUCCCAAGGAGACCAGCCAAUGUCUGCACCCCGUUUGUACGUGAACUUUAACCUAAAUCCUGAGUACGAGACUCCUGUUAUGUGGCUACUUGAUGAAGUACCAGAGGAACGUCAUAUGGAAAUAUCUGGUCGUGCAGAGGAGUAG